GUCUUACAGGAUUGCAUCCUUUUACAUCAUUUUAUAUAUUAACAGGAAAGCAGUCUCAUCUGUGAUGCUGGGGCCACCCUACAACCAUACAAUGGAACCCCCUGCCAUCGUCCUGGUGGGUAUUCCAGGUUUGCAAUCUUCACAUCUUUGGCUGGUUAUCUCACUGGGCAUCAUGUAAACCAUAGCCCUGUUAGGAAACACCCUCAUAGUGACUGUAAUUUGGAUGGAUUCCACUCUACAAGAGCCCACGUACUGCUCCCUGUAUAUUCUGGCUGCUGUGGACAUUGUUAUGGCCUCCUUGGUAGUGCCCAAGAUGGUGAGCAUUAUCUCCUUAGGAGACAGCUUCAUCAGCUUUAAUGCUUGUUUCACUCAGAUGUAUUUUGUCCAUGCAGCCACAGCUGUGGAGACAGGGCUGCUACUGGCCAUGGUUUUUGACUGCUGUGUGGCCAUCUGUAAGCCCCUACACUACAAGAGAAUUCUCACACCUCAAGUGAUACUGGGAACGAGUGUGAUCAUCACUAUCAGAGCUAUCAUAUUCAUGACUCCACUGAGUUGGAUGGUGAGUCAUCUGCCUUUCUGUGGCUCCAAUGUGGUUCUCCAUUCCUACUGUGGGCACAUAGCUGUGGCCAAGUUGGCAUAUGCCGACCCUAUGCCCAGUAGUCUCUACAGCUUGAUCGGUUCCUCCAUUACUGUGGGUUCUGAUGUGGCCUUUAUUGCUGCCUCCUAUAACUUGAUUCUUCAGGCAGUAUUUGGUCUCUCCUCAAAGAAUGCUCAGUUGAAAGCAUUAAGCACAUGUGGCUCCCACAUGGGGGUUAUGGCUCUGUACUAUCUACCUGGGAUGGCAUCCAUCUAUGUGGCCUGGCUAGGGAAGGACAUAGUGCCUUUGCACAUCCAGGUGCUGUUAGCUGACUUGUACAUGAUCAUCCCACCAACCUUAAACCCCAUCAUCUAUGGCCUGAGAACCAAACAAAUAAGGGAGCAAACAUGCAGCUUGCUGAUGCACUGCCUCUUUAACCACUCCAACCUGGGUUCAUGA
Messenger RNA from Eubalaena glacialis (North Atlantic right whale), 1036 nucleotides. Its product is annotated as olfactory receptor 52I2-like. The record is from RefSeq and is a predicted model, not a curated record. Gene Ontology annotation, molecular function: G protein-coupled receptor activity; olfactory receptor activity. Gene Ontology annotation, biological process: G protein-coupled receptor signaling pathway. Gene Ontology annotation, cellular component: membrane. NCBI's taxonomy places the organism in Eukaryota, Metazoa, Chordata, Mammalia, Artiodactyla, Balaenidae.